Colletotrichum orchidophilum is the source of this 9741-nucleotide messenger RNA. RefSeq lists its product as uncharacterized. The transcript is spliced from 11 exons. Lineage: Eukaryota; Fungi; Ascomycota; Sordariomycetes; Glomerellales; Glomerellaceae. Bases 1 to 9741 code for a protein of 3246 amino acids. The record is from RefSeq and is a predicted model, not a curated record.
AUGGACCCCUCGCUGGAAUCUCCAGCAGCCGUCCAUGGUGCGCUUUUCCACCACUUGGCGAUGCCCGCCAGACUCCCACAGCAACGGGACCCCGAGAAACAAAUCCAGCUGAUCGAGUCCGACCUCGUCCAGCGCAUGGCAGCCGCUGCCAAGGUCAUGAGCGAAUUGCCUGGCAACAUCGACGAGUGCCGCGAUAUCUGGAUAUCAAUCCGCAAGACCCUCCUUGCCUGCCAGCAUCUUCACGCAGCUGGGCGAAUCGAUAAAGCAAGCCUUCUCCGCGAGCUACGUGGCUUGGGCCCCGCUGGUUGUAUCGUUCUGCAUAUUGAGAACCAGAAUGCUGGCCUCAUCAUUCGCCGAGCACAAGAUCCCAUCUUCAACGACAGUGUCGUCUUCGAGGCCUUCGAGGCGUCCGCCAAGAAUGAAAAUGUCUUGGCCACCAAGAGCGCCCUCCUCUGGAAUUUCCCCGGCAUCGCGGUUGCUAUUCCGUACACGACCUUUGCCGACGACCACUUCCAAUCAAGUCUGGCCACCUUCAUCGAGCAGGCGUCGUUGGAAACCGUAAAGGAUUUUGCUGCCCACGCCUUCAAGGCUGGCACUACUGUUUUUGAGUACCGCAACACAGGUGACCCCUCCAUCAUCACUUCUCUACUCAUGGCCAUCCUCGAGGAAAAUGGCCGACGCAUCGCACCAGUCCUUCUCAGGAAGCGCGUUCACGACGACGUCUGCUGGGACCACGCCAAAAAGCCUUGGCGCAGAUUACCUUACUACCUCGUCCUUCGCGUCAGCAUUGAGAGGCAGCUCUGCUUGUCCUUGAAACCCGAGCAGGGCCGUCUUGAGUACAAGUUCUUCAUCUGCAUCUUGCUAUUGGCAUUUCUCAGUGCAGCAAUCAACUUCCACGCCGCCACGGAAAACAUCCACUUUCUCAGAAAGAAAAUUUGCCGCCGGCUCGUCAAGCUCGAACUCGAUAAAAGCCGCUCCCAAGAUUUGGCCACCACCUCGCGAUACGACUUUCUUUUCGAUUCUCUCAAUCCUUCCUUCAAAGCAACCAUCGGCAACUGUUCUGAUCUGCUUCAGCGCGCCAUUAAUCAGACAAGGAAGAAUCAGACGAAACACAUACCCGAUCUUCCACGGAAAGCCGCCGACGCGGAUAUGCGACUCACUCUCAAGGUCAGCUAUGGCUACCUCAAGAACGUCAUCUCGAGUAACAGAGCCCCACGUGCCAUCAAACGAUACCGGGAAAUCAUAAACGAAGGCCCAGCUGAGGCAGCCAAAGAUCAUCUCAAUCGAUACGCCCAGCGCUAUCAUAAGCUGACCGAGACAGAGAUAGAGCUCCGUGUAUCGACCAAGGAUACCUGUUCGCAGGUUUCUCGACAAAUCUUUGACUAUGUCAACGCAGCACUUCCUCUAUACGCAGGCAAUGCCGGACAGAAGAGCCAGAUGCUAUUGACAGUUAUGGAGCUGUGGAUGAAGAUGGACUCGAUCGCAUGUGACGCUUUCCCUUUACUAAUGGACUUUCAUCCCAUGUUUGAACCGCAAAUGCUUGACGUUCUCCUCCUGCCUCAGCUUUCGGACAUGAGACGCCUCAAUAUCCUUCAGAACCUCCUUUCUGCGCGCAUUCGGAAAGUUCGUCCCAGUCACCGCAACAUCUUUGAAGACCCAGCUCCCGGCUGCUUCGCUGAGCGGUACUACACGGAGUCAAGCGAUGGUCCCGACUUGAGAGAGCUGCACCGUGAUAUCAUCAAGGUGGCUGACGAUAUGCGCGAUCACAAGAAGAAGGAAUGGAAGAGAAAGAGCAGCGAAUAUGACAACUUGAUCAGCCGUAUUGACACGAGCGCCUGCACAUAUCUGUUCGACGAGCACAACCUUCUGGGACGGGAAAACCAUGACCCCAAUUGUGCGAGAUGCUUCAUGAUGCAGAAAGCCCAAAGCAUGCGCAUCAGCAUAUUCGAAGCUCCUCUUCCCAGUGACCCUGUCAUCACACGUGCGGUCAUCUUCGAAUUAGCUUGCCCGAGGGAGUUCGCGGUAUAUCGAGACACGACAUGGUGGCUUCUUCGACAGCUCGCCACCCACUUCGAUGGCAAAGAUAUUCAACCGCGGUGUCUACUCAGAGACUAUCUUCAGCUGAAGCCUUUCGGGAGACUGAGCCGUCAUAAGCUUGGCUUAGCCUCCACUACCAAGCCUUUUCACGUCACUCAUUACACUGCUGUGCCGUUUCCGGUCGAAUGGGAAGGAGGUCGAUAUGGUGUUUGUCGUCCAAACGCUUUAAAGCUCGGUUACUUUGAUGAGUCGACUUCAACAUGGCCCAGCCGACAGAGAUUUCAGCCUUCAUUCAACCACCACGUGGCUUUGGUCUUGCCCAAGAAUUCUCCGUGGAGCGAGCUCAUGGAGACCAAGGCUUCCGCUCUGAGCGGUCCAGGCCCAUCAUCGUACGAAGUCGUUGCAAGCCAGUCAAGCUGCCCUGCGGGGAUCAACAACCAUGAAUACCUUGCCAUGCAGACGCUCAUGACUGGGAAAGCUCAGCGCUGGAUUGUUUUGCUCACGGAGCUGGCUUCCACAAAUUUGAACUUUUCAAGCGAAGCCACCAUGCUUCUAGUGACCCACCUCAUCCUCCAAAGCGGCCCGCAAGGCAAACGCGGCGACGUUCUUCGCACCACUCACAAUAUUUUUCGGAAUAAGUCGUUCUGUGAUAGGCUUCUAGAGCAGGUGCAGAUGAGGCUCGAAAGUGUACAGGCAAAUUGGCGCGAGACGUAUCAAAUGGACACCUUGAUAACAUUUCUACUUCGGAUCCACGCCCUAACGGCUGCUACAAGCCCCGAACAACACAAAACACAUUCGACCAUUAUUCGAGCACGUGGGAUCUGCAUAACCUGGGUUAAGAUGCUUCGAUACGAAGCGUCCCGAGAAAGCGAUGUUGAUAAAGCCCGCAGGUGCCAACAGUACGCUCUUUGGGCUGCGAUUCUCUGCAAGCGUACUUACAUCAUCCAUGACAGCCGGUUUGAGAAUUUUGAUCGCUUCUUACUGCAAACAUACAUCGAGUGUUGCAUCACUGUCCAGGACCAUUUGGUUGUUGACGUUGGCGCACUGCCUCAGGUCCUCCAACACGCUGUUGUCUCAGACAUGAAGCUUUCAUACCGCCUGUCAUCAACGGUGCGCAAGUCUGUGAUGUCUUCACCCGAUUUCUUCAGAAUCGCGAUUAUGAUGGUAUGGCCCGAAGCCGAUGGUCAUCCUCGUACAAUUUCGUCUCUUCAGCUUGAAAAAGAAUGGGUCACCUGUGAGAUUCGCGGUCACGAUGGUUGGGAUGAGCGCAUACAGAAGGUUCGGUACAAUACCUGCACUGGGUUGCUUCUCGUUGAUAAUCACCCCCUCGGAAAACUUCCCAAACCGCCUGAACACGAGAAAACUCUGACCGAACUGUUUGGUGAGCAGGCUCUCCUCACGUUUCCUUCGGACAUGCCUGGCAUGGACUACACACUGAAUGUCAAGCAUAAUGGAUACCGUGUUGACGUUGGGUACGAAGGCCGUUCCAUCAUCAUUCGAGCUACCAAGGCACAGCAGUAUCUGCAAUUCAUAGACAGGAGCAUUUUCCAGUCGCGGGACUCAUGGGAUCUUCCCGGUCCUCUUGUGAAUGAUUGUGUUCAUUGGCUGGAUAUUCGCAGUGGAAAGGUGCUCAUCACCCCAAACGCUGACAAAUGGAACAUCAGUCAUCACAACUGGACGCUCGAUGUCCAUCAUCGCAGCUGUUCGCUCAAUGGUGCCCGACUUGUGGACACUCACAGCGCAUUGUUCAAACGCGUCGCUCGCAUCUUCCAUGGCUUUGAGACACUAGGGCACCUUCUUGUGUGGCAGCCACCCAAGGGACAUGUAACAGUGGAGAUCCGCCGACUGCAGCUACUAUUCUACGUCAACGCCCACCACCUGCUCGAGUCACCUCAGUUGGGCUCUGAGAUUGAUUCGGACCAAGAUGCAGGGACGUGGUACGGCCUUGAAAGCAAGCUGGUGCUCCGGAACCCACGUGAUCCGCAGCAGAGGAGCAUCUUGGCCCCCUUGGGGCCAAUGGAAGCAAUACGGAACGGGGACAGCAUGCUGGUGAGUGUACAGCCCAACGGAGAAUAUGGAAAGUUUGUCAUCAACAAACACUUGGGACGCAUCGAAUCAGCACCAGAGCCUAUGCUGCUUUACAUGAAAGCACAGCUGCACGCAUAUACGUCUUCAGCGUUCCCGGACCCCCUCACUGGACGAACUGGCACCGAAGAGGCUUUACAAUGGCUAUCCUCUGGAAUUUGUCAACCCUGGUCUCCCCUCAAUGGUGGGCCAAUCAGAAUACUUGUCAAGAUCGCGCAGCUCACUCCACGGCAUGAGUAUUAUCCGGUGGAUCUCAAGGCAAUGAAGACAGAUCACUGGGACAAGAGCUUGACCGAAGGUUUACAGCACGAGAACUUCAGGCCUCUGGUGGAAGAGAUUCUGUCAAUCUCCGCGGAGCUGCAAACGUUUGCGCUCAUGGAUGUCGAUGUUGGUGUACUGCCACCCACAGGCGACGUUCACCUGCUUGAUCGGGCCAGGCUUCGCAGGCAGAUCCGUGAGCGUUCUUUUGGUAACAGCACAAGCAUUUCAAAUGCCAGCGACUGCGAGUAUUUGUCGCGCGAUAUCCCAGCAUCUUCUAAUCAGCGCCACUUACAAGUUCUGGAUAUUGUGAACUUUCUCCGAACUUGGCCGGAAAAGAAGAAAACGACGCAGUAUCUGGCACAGCUGCUUUCCCAAAACAAAUUGAUCGGUGGUUUCCAAGAUAUCUGCGACAAGAAUUCGUUGAACGACCGCCUGAGCAUAGACCUUGCAUCGAACUGGGGCGCUUUGGUGAAGUCUUGCCGGGAACAACAAAACCCCUUUGUGUUAAUGUUCAUGCUGGCGCCCAUGGCAUACGGCUCGAAAGCUGACUUGAGACUUGUCAAGACUCUGGCAGCGUUUGCAAUCUUUGAGGAGCUAAGAGCCGUCGAGCUACCUCCUUGGGUCGAAUAUCACAAGUUUCAGCCGAAUCAAAUCCCUCAGCUUGAUGUACUGAUGGGAGUAAUUGGAGCGUUUAAGACCCCAGCCCCCAAGAACGACGACGACCCCCUGCAAAGCUUUGCGAGUUCCAAACAGCUGCGACGGAUGAGAGGCGAGAAAGCAGCCUGGGAUUCAAAAGCCGAGGAUGAUUGCAGGUUCUUGGCAAAGUUCCUCCUGGCACAGUGGCCUUGCAUCGAGCCGGUUGUUGCAGAUUUGUCCAAAUCUUUACUAAUCGACAUUGAAGCUGCUUUAGCAGUCGUUCGAGUGGAAUGGAAGCGUCUUUAUCAGAAUAUGGACCUCUGCGCACACUUGAGUACUGUUCAGUUUAUUCUGGACCGACGCAAAGCUGAUACAGAUUACGAGGCCCCAUGCUUCAUUGGAUCAGAGGAGAGUUUUGGGGACCGGCUGCGCGGCGGUGAGAUUCCUUUGUUGCGGUCUACUUUAUUGAAGAAGACAUUUCCAAGUCUGGGCAGCGGUACAACGCCGAACUCGGAAGCAGAGCUCAAUGUUUCUACGACUCACUCAAACUCCGGCCGGUCUUCGAAUCACUUCCGCCAUCCAGCUCAUAUUCAUCAGCCAAUCAAACUUCCCACAUCUACGAUGCGGAGUUCAGGAACAAACGUUUUAGCACCAAGCUGGAUGCCCGCGAAAAUGACGCUGAUUCCUUCGACCGAUGCUAGCGCUGAGCUGAGAAAGAUUGUGUCGAACCUCUGCAACUCCAAGUCGAUGGUCCGCCAGAAAUACGCGGAGGAUCUGCGGAAGAGCUUGGAUGCUUUCGUUGCCCGGGGGAACUCCAAAGACACCAAAGGCAAUACGUCGGCGGACUUCGUAUCCCGAGAAGUCUCUCUGUCGCUUCAGUCCACUCAACGACGCUUCAAGGCCAUUAUGCUUGCCCUUGAGAAGCCAGAUGAAAGCCUUUCUGCCAAAUGCGUUUAUUGGCUCAAGGCAGGACAGCUUUGGCCAGCUGUGACUACGGUGACUCUGUUGGAGCAGCUCCGAUCGACAGCUACUCCUGUCUUAUUCGGUGAUUCAGUGUUUGAUACAUUGCUAGACUUUGGCCUUGCCAUUACAGGCGCUCAGCGAGAUCUUCGUAUCAAUCAUGCGGUUAUGCGUGGCGAUGCUGGACGAUACGCAGACGAGAUGUCAAACAAGGGCCACUCAAAUUGGCAGCCGUCCGAACAUCCCGACUGGCUUCUUCUCGAGAUUGAGGCAAACCUGAUGAUUCGACCUGAUCAGGUCGAUGUCGCCCUUGCUACAAUAUCCCCGGCUUCAGGCUACAAUUCUGUCCUACAAAUGAACAUGGGACAAGGUAAGACAUCUUGUAUUAUACCCAUGGUGGCCGCUUCGCUGGCCAACUGCCAGAACCUGGUGAGAGUUGUUGUCCCCAAGGCCCUUUUGUUGCAAACGGCACAGCUCCUCCAAGCACGUCUCGGCGGCCUUCUCGAUCGACAAGUUCGACACAUUCCAUUUUCUCGUCGGACUCCUACCAAGGAGAACAUUAUACGAGCGUACCACAAUAUGCAUGGAGCCAUGAUGAAGAAAGCGGGCAUUAUGGUAUGCCAGCCAGAGCAUAACCUAUCUUUCAUGUUGAGUGGUCUGCAGCGUAUGGUCGAUGACAAGAUGCCGGAAGCUGGGCCAAUGGUCAACAUCCAGUCAUGGUUACGCACUCGAUGCCGUGACAUACUAGACGAGUCUGAUUACACCCUCGCUGCGCGAACGCAGCUAAUCUACCCGUCUGGCUCUCAAAUGACUGUCGACGGGCACCCCCAUCGUUGGCAAGUGGCCCAAAACCUCUUGCACCUCAUUGACAGACAUCUGCACGCCUUGACCCACGAUUUCCCGAAUUCGAUUGAAGUCAUUCGACGCUCUGGUGGAGGCUUCCCAUUGCUGUUCUUCUUACGAACAGACGUUGAGGAGGCGCUCAUCAAGCUCCUCACUUCAGAUGUGCUGCGGGGCGAUGCUGGCAUUCUUCAUUUGCAGAAUCUCGACGCUGUUGACCGCCUUGCAGUUAGGGAUUUCUUACUCAACGAGAGACCCCGAGAUGGGACGCUGCAACGCAUCCGUCAUUUGUGCCCGGAUAGGCCCAGCGUUAAGCAGACCAUUUAUCUGCUUCGAGGUGUUUUGGUCAACCGCAUCUUAAUGAUGACUCUGAAGAAGAGAUGGAACGUCCAGUAUGGACUGCAUCCUCUUCGAGACCCCAUUGCGGUGCCUUACCAUGCCAAGGGGGUUCCCAGUGAGCAGUCAGAAUGGGGACACCCGGACGUCGCCAUCUUGUUCACCUGUCUCGCGUUCUACUAUGACGGUAUCAGCAUCGCCCAGCUGACCCUAUCUCUCCAGCAUCUUCUCAAGUCUGAUGAUCCGACAUCCGAAUACGACAAAUGGACUCAAAGCAGUCCAGGUUUCCCAGAGAAUCUCAAAGCCUGGAACUCGAUCAACGUUGAAGACGACCAGCAACUUGGUGAGAUAUGGAAGGCUCUGAGAUACAAUGUUGCAACCAACGAUUUUUUCAUGAACAAUUUCGUCUUUCCUCAACAUGCGAAGCAGUUCAAGGUUAAGCUUCAAUCCAACGGCUGGGAUAUCCCGCACUUCUCCAUGCAUGAGGCCGGUCAAUUCACAAAUGGAGAUCAGACAAGACGAGCACAGACUGCGUCGUCGUCGUCAGCCCUGAAAACCGGCUUCAGCGGUACCAACGAUAAUCGUACAAUGCUUCCGCUAACUAUCAAGCAAGACGACCUUCCUGGUCUUUCGCACACCAAUGCAGAAGUUCUAACCUAUCUUUUGCAUAAGCGGUCUCGAGAGUGCCAUAUGGUUGUUGGGCCCCGUGGCGCGCGUGCAUCCGAGUCUGACCUUCUCAGAGAGCUCAGGAAUCGGAAAAUCAAAAUUCUGAUUGAUGCUGGCGCUCAGAUAUUGGAGAUGGAUAACGAAGCUCUGGCUAAACAAUGGUUGAUGGUAGACCAAGACGCUCCUGCGGCGCUAUUCUUUGACCAAAGCAACAUGCCAUGGAUAAUCCAGCCAAAUGACAGAAAAACACCACUCCUGGUCUCCCCUUACGCCGAUGACCUGAGCCAGUGCUUGGUGUACUUGGAUGAGGCUCACACAAGAGGUACAGACCUAAAAUUCCCUCCUUCAGCCCGUGGCGCGUUGACUUUAGGACUGGGUCAAAGUAAAGACCACACAGUUCAAGCUGCCAUGAGACUGAGGCAGUUAGGCACUACUCAAUCAGUGACAUUCUUCGCUCCUCCUGAAGUGUACCAAAGCAUUAUUGACCUUCAGCGGAAGCCACUUGGGGCACCUAUUGACUCCCGUGAUGUGAUCUCCUGGCUGUUGGACAAUACUUGCGAUGGUAUUGAGCAACUACAACCGCUUUACUAUUCCCAAGGCAUGGAUUUCUGUCGUCGAAUGCAGGCUGCCAUUGACAAUCCGAACUUUGUCAAAGACAGGUACCAGCGGGACAUUUAUCUUGCGACGGUCAAGCAGGACGAGCAGCAUAGUCUUCAGAAGCUUUACGAGCCGAAAUGCAAGGUCAAGGGCAAUAGUGAAUUCCAGGCAGGGUCAGACGCGAGAAUCAGGGCCUUUGUUAAAGAACUCAACAAGAGACGCAAGGCAUUCCAAGACACAGGCCGAGCUGUGCAUGCCUCCGCUCUACAAGAGGUCGAACAAGAACGCGAAGUGGAAUUCGAGGUCGAGACGGUUCGCCAAGUCAAGAAGCCGCACCAUUACCCAGCAUUGACUUUUCCUGGGCUGCACCCAGAGAUUGAGUCCUUCGCCAAGACGGGAAUUCUACCCACCGGUGCCCACACCGUUGUUCCCGCCAUCGAGUCUCUGUCCAAGACUGCGAUAGGCAAGAAGUUCAAGGUCACGGACCGAUCUUUACAGCCGAAACUCUACGUAACUGCAGAGUUUGAACGCACAGUCAAGCUGAAUUUUGACUUGACGAGCGACAAUUUCCUGCGCAACGUCAAUUGGAUUUUGUGGAGCCGCGAAACAGAAGUCGCUUUGGUUGUUAUACCCGAAGAGGCCGAGAUUCUCUUGUCAAUUCUCCGAGAUCCAACCUUGACCUGUGCGACAAACUUGGUUACGUACGCUGCGCCAGUCGCCCGGAAGAUGCUUCAUUUCAGCGACCUCAACUUCUUUAGUAUCCCUUCCCUCCCCCCUGAUUGGAAGGCUCCAGAUUGGUUGAAGAUUGAGCUAGGACUCUAUGCAGGCCGCUUGUACUUUGAAUGGACCGAGUACGACCAGCUCUGCGAGUUUCUCGGCAUCGAUCAGUCACUGCCAUUGUUGGAAUACCUGGAUCGAGAGGGAUCGGACAGCGACUCGGCUGAUGCGCAAGUCGGAGAGAAGCACAAGGUACACGUAGCUCCCAACGGUCUCACUGAGCGGCCCCUGUCCUUUGUGCAGGAGUGGCUCGCGGCUCGCCGUCGGGGUCAGGACUUUGUGUUUACUCCAAUGGGGUUCAUUGCCCAGGGCAAGACGCUCCAAGAGGACCACCCGUUCUUCCGCCGAGUCAUCACUGAUAAGCAAGACAAACUUCAUCCCCUUACCCAAAGCAAGCCAGACGACAAAAAGGAGGACGGCGGUCAGCACGUGGACGUCUUGGGGUUCGAUGACAUGGGCGCCAAUGGAGAAGACGACAGUGAUGCACACGAGGACGAAAUUGAGUACAACGAUUCGGAGCUGGGAAGUGAAGUUGGGGAGGAUUGA